This is a messenger RNA of Symbiodinium sp. CCMP2456, 753 nucleotides long. The record is from the annotation of a GenBank genome assembly. Lineage: Eukaryota; Dinophyceae; Suessiales; Symbiodiniaceae.
GUCUUGCAGCCAGCCCUCUUCGUGGUGGAAUAUGCCUUGUCGCAAGUUUUCCUCGCCGUGAACGUAAAGCCGGUUGCCUGCGCCGGCCACUCUCUGGGGGAGUACAGCGCCGCCGUCGUCGGUGGCUUCCUGUCCCUGGAUGCCGCCUUAGCCAUCGUCGCCGCGCGGGCAAGGUCCACCGAGACCUUGGCGGAGGAGGGUGCGAUGCUGUCCGUGGCCGAUUGGUCCUCCGAGGAGUUGGAGGCCAUGGCCGGCGGCUCACGGCCGGGGCUUUGGCUGGCCGCCGUGAACUCCCCGCAGCACGCCGUCGUGUCUGGCGAGGUACAGGCAAUUGCAGCGCUAGAGGCAGAGUUGAAAGCAGAAGGGCGCAAGUGCUCUCGGCUCCAUGUGAAGCGUGCCUUCCACUCUGGCCUCAUCGCAAAGGCCGCAGACACGCUUCGCAACCUCGGAAUGACAGAAGAGAUGCAGGGUGUUGAGACACUUCCGGUGGCCUCGAAUCUCACUGGGCAGUGGCUCCACCAAGCUCACAUGAAGGACGGCCAGUACUGGACGAAACAUAUGCGGGGAACAGUCCUCUGGCGGGAGAACGCUGAGAGGCUCAUGUCGCAGUGGCGGCCUGCCAUUGUUCUCGAGGUGGGGCCAGGCAACGUGCUCAGCACGCUGACUUCAAAGUGCGUCCAGCCGCACGGCCACAAGCCAGACUUCGUCCAGGCUAUGCGGCAUCCAAAAGCGAGCGGAACGCACGACGUGGAG